Molecule: messenger RNA, 783 nt
Organism: Penicillium waksmanii
Lineage: Eukaryota; Fungi; Ascomycota; Eurotiomycetes; Eurotiales; Aspergillaceae
Exons: 3
Coding region: 1-783 (260 amino acids)
Molecular function (GO): oxidoreductase activity, acting on the CH-OH group of donors, NAD or NADP as acceptor
Source: RefSeq, a predicted model, not a curated record
AUGCAUCACUUGCCCACCGACAAACUGUUCUCGCUCCAAGGAAAGACAGUCAUCUGCACGGGAGCUACAGGUGGCAUUGGCCAAACCCUGUGUAAAUCCCUUGCAAUUGCAGGUGCGGACAUUGUCUCUAUUCAGAUUCCCAAUGAUGUCCACAGCGAAAGUCUUUCAAGAUCUAUCUCAGAGCUUGGUCGAAAGCUUUGGACUUUUGAGUGUAAUCUGACCGAUCCAUCUUCAAUUCGUUCAACCUUUCAAAAUAUUUGGCGAACAGGAAUCACACCUUCCAUCCUUUUGAACUGUGCCGGUGUCAAUAGAAGAUGCCCAAUCACAGAAGUCACUGAUGAUGAUCUCGACCUUAUUCUCUCCAUCAAUCUUAAGGCUACAUACGUAGCCGCACAAGAAUUUUCAAAGAAGUUGCUUCAGCUCAAACUUCCUGGUAAAAUUAUCAACAUUGGCUCGGUAACUUCAUUUCGGGGCAUGUACAAUGUUUCUGCAUAUGCAAGCUCCAAGGGCGGAGUCGUUCAAAUGACGAAGUCUUUCAGCAAUGAGCUUGCCCCUCACAACAUUCAAGUCAACUGUAUCUGCCCAGGAUAUAUUAGAACGCCUUUGACGACACAGCUGGAGAAUGACUCAGUUUACAAUGACUUCAUUUUGAAGGGAACGCCGGCUGGCCGUUGGGGAACCCCUGAAGACCUGAGGGGAGCUGUCAUUUUUCUUGCCAGCGGGGCUAGUAACUUCGUCACCGGUUCGAGCUUGAUAGUGGACGGCGGAAUGCUCGCUGUCUGA